CUUUAUUUUUCAAAUUCUAUAACCCUUUCGACCAUUGAACAGCGACACCUGGAACUCGAAUGAAGCAAAUCUCUACAAAGCAAUCUCAGCCACGGUCAUCGCGUAACUCCUCUUCAACGUCACCUACGCCAAUGAGCAGCAGCAGUAAGCCAAGACCUACUCGAUCCGUAGCACCUAAGCAGCAACACGAUAAAUACAACCCUCCUGCAAAUACAUUGGCUGUUCCUCCACGCAUACAUAAGGAAUUACGGUCAAAAUCAGUAUCUAUUGAAAGAACAAGGCCUCAUUCAAAUCGAUAUCCAUCAUCGGAUGAUCGAAAGCCUUCAGCGCCGUCGGUUAUGAUUGACGAGAAGCCGCGACUCUCUAUUGCAGAUAGGUUUAUGUCGACAAAUUACGAAGCCAGUACUACUAUUUUAAGAGCCUCCUCCUCCUCCUCCUUUUCACCAAGUAUCUCCAGCUCCCCGCGACAGCAAGAAGAGACAAGAACAACAUCGCCUUCGGCUUCAACUAUAUCCAAUUGCAUUACAGUUCUGUCAUCUUCUUCCGACACCUAUGGAGGUAAUAAUAACAAGAGGCAUUCUGUAGCAGAUAGAUUCGCCAAUAAAGGCUCUUCCACCAGAAAUAACGAUAGACAGCAUCUGUCACCGAAAAAUUCAACGAACGAAGAUUUCUAUCAAUACAAACGGUCCCUAUCACCUACCUCCGACUCACAUAGCAAUAGUUUAAGAACUUCCAGAGAUGCAUUUAGACCAUCACUGCAGCAAAUGCAACAAGAGAUUCGCUCCUUUUCAUUUGAUGCAAUAACGGCUGCAGACCAACAACCUCGAAGAUUAACAAUUGCUGACGCUUUUAUGAAACGGUCAUCUCUUCAUUUACCCCCUACAGUACCUGAACUCAGUCGAUUACGAGCGGCUUCCUUUGCAGGGGAACUCGAAUUAGACAUUCGUAGCAACAAUAAUAACAGGAAAAAUUCACAUGUUCAUCCGUUAGAUGCACAACGAUCAAAGUCAUCUUUAUUUGAUGACAGGACGCGUUCUUAUUUACAGAGUCCUGAAUUAUCGUUGUCCUCAUCUUCUGCAUCGAGUUCUUUAUGUAACAGCAGCCAACUACUGGAUAACCAUAGAAAGCCAAAUAGACCUUGGGGAAGUCAAGACACACUUGUUCAGCAACAGCCAGUCAUUGAAAAGAAGAAACCUAUCUACGCCCAAUUUAUGGAGUCCGAAAAAGAUGCUACUUUGGAUACCCAAUCAUUUACUUUCAAUAGCUAUAGUUUAGACGCUGCUGGUGGUGAACAUAUAAGUGAAAAGGAGAGUAGAUUUAGUGGCUAUAGGCAAUACGAGAAUAUAGAAGAUCGAUACCGUUAUUUUGAUCACCAGCAACAGCAAAAUGACUGGGCCGAAGAACGUAGUGCUUAUGGCCAUGAACCUUAUCCCUUUUACGAUGAUGAAGAUUAUGACGAAGAAAAAGGAAGCUAUUAUGCUAGGACGAGUACUAUCCAGAGUGUCAGCCAUACAAAUUCCAGUGCUAAAUUACACGAUAAGAAUAAUCAUACCGAUAUAGAUAGCACUAGUCGAGGAUUUUGGAUUGGCUGUUGCUUCAUCAGUUGCGGACAAAGACCUAGCAGGCAAUCUAUUAUGGAACAACAGCAGCUCAAACAACAAAAAAAGAAACGUGAAAGAGAGUUACAACAGCGUAAAGAUCGUAAAAAGAGAGAGGAGCAGCGUUCACACCAGAAAAAGUUUGGUAAAGCAGGCAAAUGGCGUUGUGGUACCGGUGGUUGUUGUUGCUUGGGCAGAAAAGCGUGCGUCUUUUGCAUAUUUUUAUUUUUGAUUUUAAGUACGGUGAUCACUUACUUUUUAUGGCCAAGAACACCCUUAAUGCGCAUCGAAGGGGCAUCAUUGACUUUACCGGCUAAAAUCAGUGAAACGCGACAAGGUUUAGUGGGCAAUGUUAUUUUUGAGAGCGAAUGGCUGGUGAAUGUGACAGUGGAUAAUCGUCAAAACCAUAUACCCACACGGCUCUCCCGAGUGCAAGUAUUAGCAAAAGAUGCGCUAACAGGUCUGAUUAUUGGAAAGGAUUUGCACGAUGCUCAACAACAACAACAACAGCAGCAGCAUGAUAACUCUGAUCAACAACAGGAAUUAUUACAGUCAAUAACUUUACCUCCAAAUAGCAUUUCUACUGUACAAUUACCAAUACGACUUAAUUAUCAGGCACGAGAUAGUACAGAUCCUACAUUUGUAGAUAUUGUGAGAGCGUGCGCUCCAAACGAUCCGAUAUUAUACCAUCCUACGAAUGACGAAAAUGGCAAUCAGCAACAGCAGCAACCACAGCAACGGGAAUCUUUACCACUACAUUUCUGGAUUACAUUACAUUUUUACGGCUUGGAUUGGCUAGGAUAUAAACCAACGUUGAUAGCUACUCCUGCAACUGGUGGAUUUGCUUGCCCUUUACCUUAGUCAAUUUUCUAACAUCC
Mycotypha africana is the source of this 2476-nucleotide messenger RNA. RefSeq lists its product as uncharacterized. Lineage: Eukaryota; Fungi; Mucoromycota; Mucoromycetes; Mucorales; Mycotyphaceae. The coding region runs from base 60 to 2459 and encodes 799 amino acids. The record is from RefSeq and is a predicted model, not a curated record. The transcript is spliced from 2 exons.